Molecule: messenger RNA, 583 nt
Organism: Camellia sinensis
Lineage: Eukaryota; Viridiplantae; Streptophyta; Magnoliopsida; Ericales; Theaceae
Source: RefSeq, a predicted model, not a curated record
AGAAAGGUGCAUUCAGUAUUGCGGCAAAAACCGGAGUGCCCGUGGUUCCAAUCACUAUAAAUGGAACUGGUAAAAUCAUGCCUACUGGAAGUGAGAGUAUACUGAAUCCGGGAUCUGUUAGAGUUGUUAUCCACAAGCCUAUAGAAGGAAAUGAUCCAGAAGUACUUUGCCAUGAAGCCAGAAACAUUAUUGCAGAUUGUGUACCAUUCUAACAGUUCAUUUUGAGAAUUGUGUUCUAGUUUUCUUGAGGUAACGACGAGCAAGCUCUCACAUGUAACAGUCAUGGCAUUUUUUUAGAUUCUCAUCAGAGCUUGUCACGCCUAUUCUUGAGUUUGUGUCGUGAUGAAUUGAAUCAAUCCCAUCCACUUAUACCAGUUGCUCACAGUUUUAUGUCUUAAGCGUGGCAUUGGAUUUUGCUCACACCUUAUAGAUUGGCCAUAAGUAUAUGAUAAAAACGUUGUUGCCGUGUUACGUCAGAUUAAACUUGCAUAUAUUUCAUUGUAUACCAAUGCCAUCAAAGUUGAUUUUGUAGAACAUUGAUUUUGUUAGUACUUAUCAUUCUAUAUGCAUACAUACACACCAA